Messenger RNA from Rubroshorea leprosula, 1541 nucleotides. The record is from the annotation of a GenBank genome assembly. Lineage: Eukaryota; Viridiplantae; Streptophyta; Magnoliopsida; Malvales; Dipterocarpaceae.
GUGAAACCCUAGAAUCCUUUUUUUUUCUUCUUUCUUUGCCAAACAUAAUCCCCAGCAAGAUUUAUGGAGGCUAGUUCUUCUUCACGAAGUGUGGGUUCGAUCGGAUCUGGAGGCUAGUUCUUCCUCUUUCACUUUCUCUCUCCUUUACCUUUCCCUUUUCCCUUGCCCCUGCAAACCUAGAUCUGGGUUCUCUUUCAAACUUCAUCUUCUUCCUCCUUUCCUCCUUACUUUCCCUACUCAUCCUUCUUCUUUCUUCUUCUUAUUCUUUUUCUCUCUCUCUCUUCUCCCUUCUUUCUCUCCAAAUCUGGGUUUUUCUCAAACCCAAAUCUGGGUUUUUCUCAAACAUCACACUUAGAUUCUGCUCUUCAAACUCCAACGAUUAAGUAUUACAUCACACAAUCUCACAUCACACAACCAAAAUCAUGAUGUAGAAACAAAGCUAACACACAUUGAUCCUAGGUACAUAUGUAAAAACCUCUAGUAUAUAUAUAAAAAAAGGUAUAAAAAAACGGAACAAACCUGAGCCAAAAGCAAAUUAGCUUUGGAACAAUUUGGAUUUUUAGCUUCUAAAUUACCAUUUUGAAUUGAAUUUGUAGAUGGGGCGGAUUUCAGCUUUAGUCGGAGUAUUGUUACUAUUGGCUAUGGCCAUGGCAGUGGCUGUGCCAGAGCCACAGAAUGCCUCCUCUCCGGGCUCCUUAUUUUGGUCCACGGCCAAAGAGGAGAAAGAUUUGCUGCAAAAGUCCAACGAUUCCAACCAUGAUUCUACUUCCUAUACCCCCACCUCCGCCGCCGUUGACGACCUUGAUGGUGGCUUUUCCUCCCUCAACAGCAUGUUACAGUGGGCCAUAGGUUGCCAUCUAUACACCUCUUUUCAAAAAUUUGUUUCUAUGUUUUUACUAAGCAUUUGGUUUGGUUUGGUUGUCACUAAUUCUUCAGGUCAUUUUGAUCCGGCCAAGCUCAAGGAAACGGCUGAAGGUGUCCAGCGCCUUUCUCGCUAACAGUGGGGUAGUUCUUUCGUCAUCUUCUCGAUUCUGCAAAACCCAUAUUAAAAAACAAUCAGAUAAUUGGAUCAAAAGCAAACAAAUCUGCACUUCCAUGAAGAAUUUCAUAUGAUUGGGCUCGAAAUCACAUUUUCUUCCGAUCUAAAGGGAUAGAAUUCAACAUUUCAGUUACUCUCUUUGGAGGUAGCUAAAAAUUAGUGAGGAUGGUAGUGACGAUUGACACGAGUAAAGCACAAGCACCCAUGGGUACAAAUAUAGGGGGUUGAGAGGAAAGGAAGGUUCUAGUUAAAUAGCACUCAUAGCAAAAUCUGAGUGCGAUGUUUGAGAAAAACCCAGAUCUAAGCUUGAGAAAAACCAGAUUUGGAGAAGAAGAAGAAGGGAGAAGAGAGAGAGAGAAAGAAUAAGAAGAAGAAGAAAGAAGAAGGAUGAGCAGGGAGGAGGAAAUGAGGAAGAAGAUGAAGUUUCAGAGAGAACCCAAUCUAGGUUUGCAGAGGUAAAGGAAAAAGGAGAGAGAAAGUGAAAUAGAAAGAACAGAUGAUG